Molecule: messenger RNA, 1776 nt
Organism: Dothidotthia symphoricarpi CBS 119687
Lineage: Eukaryota; Fungi; Ascomycota; Dothideomycetes; Pleosporales; Dothidotthiaceae
Product: GPI transamidase component GPI16 precursor
Exons: 2
Coding region: 25-1776 (583 amino acids)
Biological process (GO): attachment of GPI anchor to protein
Cellular component (GO): GPI-anchor transamidase complex
Source: RefSeq, a predicted model, not a curated record
CGAAGAGGACGCUGCGAUGCUGCGAUGCUUUCUUUCUUGCCCGUCUUGUUGCUCAAUGCCUUGAUCGCCUGCGCCCUCGGGAGCUCCGACUACGACGAGAAGCUGCUCCUCCGGCCCCUUCCACAGGACACGCUCCUUGCCUCGUUCAACUUCCGCAGCAACGAGAGUGCCGCCGCCUUCGAGCAGCAGAACUUCCGCUUCUUCCCGCGCUCUCUGGGGCAGAUCCUGCAGCAUGCCCGCGCCAAAGAGCUGCAUCUGAGGUUCAGCGUGGGGCGGUGGGAUGCCGAGAACUGGGGCCAGCGCCCGUGGAAUGGCGCGCGUGAAGGCGGCACCGGCGUCGAGCUGUGGGCGUGGGUCGAAGCAGACAACGAGGCAGAGUCAUUCGCACAAUGGCUGACCCUCACGAAUGCCCUUUCUGGCCUCUUCUGCGCCUCGCUGAACUUCAUCGAUGCGACCAAGACGAUCCGGCCCGUCAUGUCCUUCUCGCCCGAAGGUGACCACAGCAACUCGUCCAACCUGCAUCUACUGCAUGGCACGCUGCCCCACGAGGUCGUCUGCACGGAGAAUCUGACGCCUUUUCUAAAGCUGCUCCCCUGCAAAGGCAAGGCGGGCAUCUCAAGCCUGCUAGAUGGACACAAGCUGUUCGACGCGUCGUUCCAGACCAUGGCAAUUGACGUGCGCCCAGUCUGUGAGGAGGGUGGCGCAAGCUGUUCUGUGGAGAUGGAGCAAACUGUGGACAUGGUCUUGGACAUCGCCAGGUCGAAGCGUCCACGAGACAACCCGAUACCCCGCCCCCUGCCUAUCGAGCAGAUCGAGUGCGACACGUCCAAGGGUUACAAUGCACAUGAUACCUGCUACCCACUGAACAAGGGCACUGAGCCAGCCUGGACUCUGGAAGAGGUGUUUGGUAGGCCGCUGAAAGGUGGCUGUCCUCUGGUCGACGACGUUGGCGAUGACGCGAACACUGUCUGCAUCAAUACCCCACCAGAGCGCACUCUACAAGUCAACACAACCGAGCAGUAUUUCGAGACCAGACUGGUUUAUGAUACGCUCCGGUGCUACAAACUUCCCACUGGCGCAGAUUUCGAUCUCGUACUGCCAGAGCAGCAGAUGAAGACUGGGUUGAUACGCGCUGAACCCCCACUUUUCGCCGCUAGGUCCAUCAACGGCCACGGACAGGAGCGAGGCAGUACGCAGGCAAUCAUCAGAAACCCAUCCACCACCGAAGCAGUCGAGAUCGUCUAUCUAGAGUCCCUCCCCUGGUUCAUGAAGCCCUACCUCCACACUCUGCGCGCCCGCAUCGACACAACGCCCGAAAGUCCCAUCAAAGAAACCUACUACCGCCCAGCCGUAGACCGACAGCGUGGAACACAUCUCGAGCUGCGCCUUGUCAUCCCACCAAGCUCCACCCUGACCCUAACAUAUGACUUCGAAAAGGCCAUCCUCCGCUACACAGAGUAUCCGCCUGAUGCGAACCGUGGCUUCGACGUCGCGCCUGCUGUCAUUCGUCUUCUCUCCCCACCACCAGGCGACAGGAAGGGCAUCUAUGUCCGCACCACUUCCCUGUUGCUGCCGCUUCCUACUCCCGACUUUAGCAUGCCGUACAACGUCAUCAUCCUCACUAGCACUGUCAUGGCGCUCGGGUUCGGCAACAUAUUCAAUCUGCUUGUAAGACGUUUUGUCGGCGUCGACGAGGUGCCCAUUGGCGCAGGUGGGCUGAAGGGGGUCUUGCAAGGGAAGCUUAUGCGGCUGAAAACCGUGUUUGGAAAGACGUAG